AUGGUGUAUCGAGAGCUAUCCCACCGCAAGAAAGCAGAGCAGGCUGCGCGUAUCCCGGAGGCCUGGAAGGUUGACACUAGGUACUUGUUCGAGGGCAGAGAGAAAAGUAUCAUUAAACAAUUGACGCCCGAGAACGCGCCGAGUUUCUGGAGUGGGGUAUUGAGCGAGAAAGAAAUUGGGAUAACGACGGGGAAUGAUGCGGUUGAUAUCGUGGAUGGGAUUAGGGAAGGAAAGUGGAGUGCAGAGGAAGUCACUACGGCGUUCUGUAAGAGAGCUGCGCUUGCGCAUCAAUUAACAAACUGCCUCACGGAAAUCUUCUUCGAAGAAGCUAUUCAGCAAGCGAGAACCCUCGAUCAAGCUCGGAAUACACACCCUGAGACGCCUCUCGGUCCACUUCAUGGACUGCCUAUUUCGCUCAAAGAUACAUACCAUGUUCCUGGUGUUGAUGCAACAAUUGGACUUGCUUGCUUUGCGUUCCAGCCUUCGACAUCGUAUUCUCCACUCGCUGAGCUUUUGGUCUCUCUAGGUGCUGUCUUGUAUUGCAAGACAAACAUUCCCCAGACACUCAUGACCGCUGACUCGGAGAAUAAUCUGUUUGGACGUACCAUUAAUCCGCAUAACCGGUACCUCACUGCUGGCGGCUCGACUGGAGGAGAAGGACCCUUGAUCGCACUCGGUGGGAGUGUUCUGGGAUUUGGCACUGAUAUUGCUGGUAGUUUGCGGAUUCCGGCGUUAUGUAACGGCGUUUAUGGAUUUAAACCGAGUUCUGGUAUAAUGCCAUUUAGUGGUCAGAGAUUGCCGUUCGCGCCUGGGUGGGAAGGUAUUGGGAUUGUUGCAAGUGCGGGACCGAUGGCCAGUUCUGUUCGAGCGUGCAGCUUUGCGCUCAAGGCUAUUUUGAAGUCUGUUCCGUCAGACGUGGACCCGAUGUGUUUGCGGAUUCCGUGGUACGAAAGUGCAGAACUGGCAAGGUUGAAGAAUCCGAAGAGCUUGAGGAUUGGAGUCGUGGGUGAUGACGGGCUGUUUACGAUAACGCCGCCGGUAAGACGUGCGAUGAAAGAGGCCGAGAAGAAGUUAAAGCUUGCGGGUGUGACAACUGUCCAUGUAAAGCUGCCCCUGAUGUUAGAGUUAUUGGGAGUGAUUGGGGAAAUGUUAGCUGUAAACGGCACUGAGUAUCUCAUGGACCUCAUUCAUUCGACCGGGGAACCCCUUAUUCCGUCAGUCGAGAAGCUCGGCUUACUUGCAGGAUCGCCGAAAACGAUGGGUGAGUAUUUUGAACUGAACAGAAAACGACAGGACAUCGCGCUAGUGUACAGUAAAUUCUGGAUUGACAACAACCUUGAUGCAUUGAUCAUGCCACCGGCUCCCCACACAGCAGUACCGGAGAACGCAUGGGCAGUUCCCAGUUAUACGGCAAUCUGGAAUCUGCUUGAUUAUCCAAGUAUUGUGCUUCCAACUGGGGCUGUGAAUGAGAUGGAUAUCCUGGAGGGAACUGAGGAUUUUUAUAGCGAAAAUGAUAAGGAGGUCUAUAAACUUUAUGAUGGUGGGCCAAGUGCUUAUGAACACGCUCCGAUUGCUAUUCAGCUUGUUAGUAAGAAGCAGGAUGAUCAGGCCUUGACUGUCAUUGCUGGAGUAGAAGAUGCAACGUUUAUUUUCCUGCAAUCAUUCGCGCGCUCAAAUGCAGCAGAUGCAAUUGUCUAUAUGUUCUUCGUUUCUGUAAUUCGUUAUGCACUGGUCCUCCUAGUACCAUUGUCCCUAAUCCUCUCCUCCUAUCUCUACCUCUAUCCCGUCUUCCACCUCUGCGCAUUUCCUGCCCCUGAGGAAGAUGCAAAUACGGCGUACACCAAUACGCUGCGGCAGCAUCUCCCCUUCUCAACCCACGAUGCGACAAAGGUAGCACCUUUUAGGUUGCUUGCACUGGGUGAUCCGCAGCUCGAGGGCACGUCUCCUCUUGAUGACCCUGAAGCUGCUGCCUUUCCGAAUCUUGCAAAGUUCUGGAAAGAUGCCCUGCUCCUCGAUGGCACGAACCAUAACCCUCUGCAGAGACUACGGUAUAGCCUGCACGACUUAGUCGACUUCUACCUCGACGAUAUACCGAACAUCCUCGAAGUUUACCGCAAAAAGUUGGACCAUGUCGGCAAUGAUUAUUAUCUCGGGCAUAUAUAUCGGACAAUGCAUUGGUGGACCGACCCUUCACACAUCACGGUCCUGGGUGAUCUGGUUGGGAGUCAAUGGAUUGAGGACGACGAGUUUGAAAAGCGGGGCUGGAGGUUUUGGAACCGUGUUUUCAAAGGCGGAGAGCGGAUCUAUGAUGAGGUUGCUUCUGCGCCGUCGGAGGAUUUUCAAGACAACAGAAUACUCGGCGAGUAUCCUGCGGCUUGGAAGCAGAUUAUCCUGAAUGUGCCUGGAAAUCAUGAUAUUGGGUACGCGGGAGAUAUUUCCCCAGAACGAGUGGAGCGUUUCGAUCGUGUAUUUGGGAAGCCAAACUACGAGUUGCGUUUUCACCUCCCUGUGAAUGGUACUUCUAUAGAGGGGAAUUCCACGGGAAAUGGGGAGGAUGAGCCGGCACCAGAAGAGAAGCCAGUUCCCGAGCUGCGAAUUAUUAUCUUCAAUGACAUGAAUCUCGACACUCCUGCUUCCUCGAAAGAAAUGCAGGACCAGUCGUACGGGUUCCUCAAUGAUGUUAUAACCAGUUCGCACGAUGUCGAUCGCCAGGCACUCUUCACGAUUGUCCUCACUCAUAUCCCUAUGCACAAAGAAGCGGGCAUUUGCGUUGAUGGACCGUUCUUCGAUUUCUACGACGGGUAUUUCGACAACGGGGUCAAGGAACAAAACCACCUAUCACAAAGCGCUUCAAAGGGGUUCCUGGAGGGGGUAUUCGGUAUGAGCGGUGACCCGGGAGCACCUGGUAGUGGAUUCGGGCGGAAUGGGGUUAUUCUUACGGGGCACGAUCAUGAGGGAUGCGACACCUAUCAUUAUAUCAACCAAUCCGACCCACCGGAACGGGAAUGGCACGCGAUGAAAUGGAAAGAUGCCGUGGAUCUAGGCGUCGAUGAGCAGCCUGGUGUGCCUGGGCUGCGAGAGAUUACCGUUCGAAGCAUGAUGGGGGAUUUUACAGGGAAUGCGGGAUUAAUGAGUUUGUGGUUUGAUGAAGAGGAAUGGGAUUGGAAAUUCAAAUUCGUGAACUGCGAGAUGGGAACUCAGCAUAUAUGGUGGAUAGUACAUAUUGUGGAUCUCAUCACACUUGGUGUGGGCCUUGUAUAUGGGAUUUUGGUUGCGGUGGAGAAGCUCACGUUUCGAAAGGGAGAGGGUUCGAAGAAGAAUCACAUGAGCAACGGCAAAAUACCCACUUCAAACGGGGCAGCGAAAGUGGGCAAUGGAAAGAUUGGCGCAUACUUGGCUGAAUACUCGCAGACGACGAAUGGGAAGCUAGAUGUCCCUGGCGCGGGGAAGAAAAGCUUGCGGAAGAAGAAGAGCAAGCGGAAUCUUUGA
Lachnellula hyalina is the source of this 3489-nucleotide messenger RNA. Its product is annotated as Acetamidase. Bases 1 to 3489 code for a protein of 1162 amino acids. NCBI's taxonomy places the organism in Eukaryota, Fungi, Ascomycota, Leotiomycetes, Helotiales, Lachnaceae. The transcript has 5 exons. The record is from RefSeq and is a predicted model, not a curated record.